AUGUCAUGCCGGGAAACGAGCCCGCGGGCCGGGCCCCCGGCCACCACCCGGGCGCAAAGCNUGGUGGCGCCCGCCACGGCCGCCUACCGUGAGGUGUGGCAGGUGAACCUGAAGCCCAAAGGCUUGGGCCAGACCAAGAACCUGACCGGCGUGUACCGCCUGUGCCUGUCGGCGCGCACCAUCGGCUUCGUGAAGCUCAACUGCGAGCAGCCGUCGGUGACCCUGCAGCUCAUGAACAUCCGCCGCUGCGGCCACUCGGACAGCUUCUUCUUCAUCGAGGUGGGCCGCUCGGCCGUCACGGGCCCCGGCGAGCUGUGGAUGCAGGCCGACGACUCGGUGGUGGCGCAGAACAUCCACGAGACCAUCCUGGAGGCCAUGAAGGCGCUCAAGGAGCUCUUCGAGUUCCGGCCGCGCAGUAAGAGCCAGUCGUCGGGGUCGUCGGCCACGCACCCCAUCAGUGUCCCCGGCGCGCGCCGCCACCACCACCUGGUCAACCUGCCUCCCAGCCAGACGGGCCUGGUGCGCCGCUCGCGCACGGACAGCCUGGCCGCCACUCCUCCGGCCACCAAGUGCAGCUCCGGCGGCUGCGGUGGCCGCGCGAGCAAAGUGCCGCUGGCGCCAGCAGGGGGCGCCCUGCAACACAGUCGUUCCAUGUCCAUGCCCGUGGCGCACUCGCCCCCGGCCGCCACCAGCCCCGGCAGCCUGUCGUCCAGCAGCGGGCACGGCUCGGGCUCCUACCCACCCCCUCCAGGCCCACACCCUCACCUGCCGCAUCCACUGCACCACCCCCCAGGCCAGCGACCCUCCAGCGGCAGCGCCUCCGCCUCGGGCUCCCCCAGCGACCCUGGCUUCAUGUCCCUGGAUGAGUAUGGCUCCAGCCCUGGCGACCUGAGAGCCUUCUGCAGCCACAGGAGCAACACGCCCGAGUCCAUCGCGGAGACGCCCCCGGCCAGGGACGGCAGCGGAGGCGAGCUCUAUGGGUACAUGACCAUGGACAGGCCUCUGAGCCACUGUGGCCGCCCCUACCGCAGGGUCUCAGGGGACGGCGCCCAGGACUUGGACAGAGGGCUGAGGAAGAGGACUUACUCUCUGACCACACCUGCCCGGCAGCGGCCAGUCCCCCAGCCCUCCUCCGCCUCCCUGGAUGAAUAUACCCUGAUGCGGGCCACCUUCUCUGGCAGCUCAGGCCGUCUCUGCCCCACCUGCCCCGCAUCCUCUCCCAAAGUGACCUACCACCCCUAUCCAGAAGACUACGGGGACAUCGAGAUUGGAUCCCACAGGAGCUCCAGCAGUAACCUGGGGACUGAUGACGGCUACAUGCCCAUGACCCCUGGUGUGGCCCUCAUGGGUGGUGGCAGCGGCAGCUGCAAGAGCGACGACUACAUGCCCAUGAGCCCCACCAGCGUGUCUGCCCCGAAGCAGAUCCUGCAGCCCAGAGCUGCCGCCGCAGCCUUGCCCCCGACAGGAGCGUCAGUGCCCGCGCCCAUCUCUGCAGCCGGCAGGACCUUUCCAGUGAACGGCGGCGGCUACAAGACCAGCUCUCCGGCGGAGAGCUCCCCCGAGGACAGUGGCUACAUGCGCAUGUGGUGUGGCUCCAAGCUGUCCGUGGAGAAUGCCGACAGCAAGCUGCUUCCCAACGGGGACUACCUCAACAUGUCCCCCAGCGACGCGGGCGCCACCGGUACCCCUCCUGACUUCUUCUCAGCAGCCUUGCACGGUGCGGGGGAUAUGCUCAAAGGCGUCCCUGGCUACUGCUACAGCUCUUUGCCCCGCUCUUACAAGGCCCCCUACUCCUGCAGUGGGGACAAUGACCAGUACGUGCUCAUGAGCUCCCCCGUGGGGCGGAUCCUGGAAGAGGAGAGGCUGGAGCCGCAGGCCCCCACGGGGACCACCCAGUCGGCCAGCGCCUUUGGGGCCGCCGGGGGUGGCCACACCCAGCCUCAUCACCCAGUGGUGCCUUCACCGGUGAGGCCAAGUGGCAGUGGUGGUGGCGGCCGCCCAGAAGGCUUCCUGACCCAGCGCUGUCGGGCGGUGCGGCCCACGCGCCUGUCCCUCGAGGGGCUGCAGACCCUGCCCAGCAUGCACGAGUACCCUCUGCCCGCAGAGCCCAAGAGCCCUGGCGAGUACAUCAACAUCGACUUCAGCGAGGCAGGGGCCCGCCUGUCACCGCAUGCCCCUCCGCUGCUCGCAUCGGCCGCCUCGUCGUCCUCGCUGCUGUCGGCCGGUAGCCCAGCCUCGUCCCUGGGCUCGGGCACCCCGGGCACCAGCAGUGACAGCCGGCAGCGCUCCCCGCUUUCCGACUAUAUGAACCUCGACUUCAGCUCGCCCAAGUCACCCAAGUCGGGCACCCAGAGCGGGGACCCCGUGGGCUCCUUGGAUGCCCUCCUCUCCCCUGAGGUCACCUCCCCGUGCCCGCCACUGCCCCCGCGUCCUUCCGCCUCGCCCUCCUCCUCUCUGCAGCCGCAGCCGCCACCCCCAGGGGAGCUGUACCGCCUGACUCCAGCGUCAGCCUCUGCCGCCUCCCAGGGCCCAAGCGCUGCCUCCUCGUCGUCCUCUGAGCCUGGGGACAAUGGUGACUACACCGAGAUGGCCUUUGGCGUGGCUGCCACCCCGCCACAACCCAUUGCGGCACCCCCAAAGCUGGAAGGCGCCCGAGUGAGCAGCCCGACGUCAGGCGUGAAGAGGCUGAGCCUCAUGGAUCAGGUGUCGGGGGUUGAGGCCUUCCUUCAGGCCGGCCAGCCCCCAGACCCACACAGGGGGGCCAAGGUCAUCCGUGCAGACCCACAGGGAGGCCGCCGCCGCCACAGCUCGGAGACCUUCUCUUCUACCACCACUGUCACCCCCGUGUCCCCAUCCUUCGCCCACAACCCUAAGCGACACAACUCGGCUUCUGUGGAAAACGUCUCUCUCAGGAAAAGCAGCGAGGGCAGCAGUGGGGGUGUCCUCGGUGGGGGACUUGGUGGAGGUGACGAGCCCCCCACAUCCCCCCACCAGUUGCAGCCAUCGCUUCCGGUGCCCUCACUCCCACCGCAGGCUCGGCCGUGGCCCCCGGGUCAGCCUGGGGGCUUGGUGAGCUGUCCUGUAGGCAGUGGCUCUCUGAUGCGCAGAGAGACCUCUGCCGGCUUCCAGAAUGGUCUCAACUACAUUGCCAUCGACGUGAGGGACGAGCCGGGGCCAUCGCCGCAGCCGCAGCAGCACCCACAACAGGGAGAUAAGAGCUCCUGGGGCCGGACCCUUAGCCUCGGGGGUGUCAUCAGUGCUGUGGGGAGCAGCAGCUCCAACGGGGCGUGUGGCGGGGUGGGCCCUGGCACCCUGACCUCUGCCAACACCUAUGCCAGCAUUGACUUCUUGUCCCAUCACCUGAAGGAGGCCACUAUCGUGAAAGACAUGCACGACCUGUCUAGGAAAGCCCCCUUCCCUUCAUGUGCAAAGGAGGCUUCCUUGCCGCCAGCAGCCCCCAGCGCGCACAGCGCCGCUCCCUGCGCCGAGAACCCCCUGCUGCUGGACCCCCUGCCUUCCGCUGUGGUGGCCAGUGCAGUUGGAGGAGGGAAACCCCACGUGGCCGGGCAGCUCUGUGUUACCAACCCAUCAGGCUGAUGUGGGAGUCCGCUCCAGAGUGAAGACCUGUGUGGCUUUAUCACCAGGAUGUUUCCUAUCAGAGAAUAUCAUAAAAAGGAGAUGCUCGGCAUUUUUUUCAGCCUGAAGCUGCUUGCAGUUUUCUUUUGGAUCUGAGCAGUGACAACAUCGUGAAACAUCUGUGACUGCAUCAGGACAAGGAGCCAGUGAGGCAGGAUCACCUGCCUCCCCUUGUUCCAUGCGGGGCAGUCAUCAUUGUGCUAUUUGUGUUGUGUUUUGUUUUGUUUUUUUAACAAAAUCAGUUGAAGUCGUUCUCAAGAAAACUGGGUAUUUUCAUUGGCCCUCUUAAAUGGUGGCCAGUGUCUUAAUUUCUCCUUAUUUCCAUUUUGGCAAAGCAAAUUUAUCCCUCAGCAUGCUAGGAGAUUCUACCAAUACCUAUUAAAGUGGUAAAAUCUGGUAUUUGCUGGCAUACGCUCAAACCUACCACAGUCCUACCUCAGUUCAAGGUAAAGCCAGAUUUGCGGGGUGGGUACGGCAGGACCUCCCACGCGGCUCUGCCCUGAGUGUCGGAAGCUCGGUCAUCGGCCUCACUGAGCUGGUUCCAAGCAGGAACUGCUGUGGGACUCCCACCCAGGUACCUGCGACGUUGACCACACACAGAGCCCAUUGUGAGACUGACGUUUCUCACAGAUGUGAAAUCUGGGAUUGGACUUUGAAGACAGAUUAAUAAAUAAUAACUAUGAUAUGUAACCGAAGCAACCUACUUUUGAAAAUCAUCAACUGUAUUAAGUAGGGGAUGGGAGGGAAGGGAUUUGGGAAGGGAAUGAAUAUCUCUUUUUACCUUUAACAGACUUGUUUAAUCUCUUAUGUAGAUGUUUAUGUAGGAACUUCAAAUUGCAAGAGCCUUUUAUCGUAUCUACAAGCUCAACGUCUCUGCUGCCCCUGAUCUUGGGCUUGCGUUUCUUUAACCAAAAAUUCACGUAGGCAUGCUAGCAGUUCAAGGGUGGUCCAGGUCUGGCUGAUUGCAUUUAAAAAGUAUCUUUAAUAUAAUGCUAUUGUGUUGGCCAAGGAGGCUGUCCUGAACAAAAAAAGACAAAACAGAAAAGAAAGAAACUAACAAAAGAGAGGCAUUCUGGCCUCUGUGCUAUUAAUGGAAAAAGAAGGAGAAACCAAUCUCUCGGUACAUGUCACUUGUCGAAACAAUUCCUGACAAGACUGCCCUUGUUUUAUGUUUUCAGUGUUCUGAAAAUAUCAGUGUUGUGGCGAUUAUCACAGAUGGCACCCUAAAACUGCUGAACUUGACCAGCAGAAUGUUGUCAUCCUGCUGCUGCUCCCUGGCACGUGCUUGGAGGGCUGACCCUUCCUCCCGCGGUGCACCCAGUGCCUGUCUUCUCUGAUAGUCAUGUAGAGGUUACACUAAUUCAUCGGGGAUGUGAGUUGUUGGUUUUUUGUUUUGUUUUGUUCUUUGCAGAAAAAAAUAUAUAAAUAUAUAGAUAUAUAUCACUAUAGAAUAAUGCAUUAAUACAAUGAGGCUUUUUUAGAGGAAGACCAAAAACUUCAAUGUGUUAAAAAUAUAUUUAGUGGCAAUGCAGAAGUCUUCCUGCGUCCAUGCUGAACUUUUAGAACAGAAGAUUGUAUUGCAAGACGAAGUUGAAUGUAAAGUGAUCCCCUGAACAUUUUUAAGGUUUUACUUUUCUGAAAUUACACAUCACAGCAGUGCAUAGGCCAUACAAUGUUAGUUUGAAGGUCAAUUUCAGUGUAUGAUAUACUUUAUUAAGGUGUAUACAGUGUCCUAAAGACUUUAUUUAGUUUUGGGAAUAGGCGUGGGUGGGUGGUAUUUGCUCUAUAACUCCCCCAGAUACAUACAAUAGGACUGAACAUGGACCCUGCCGAACACAGUGUAUUGACAUAUAUUUACUAGCCUUCUAUGCUUAGAGUAGCCAUGACACUACCCAAGUGGUUCAUGUUCACACUGCAAUUUAGAGCAAGCAAAAAAUGGAUCAAGUACUAAAUUUUCCUCUAUCCUAUACAUUUCAAAAGAAAAAAAGGCAUAUGCAAUAUUUACAUUUUUAAUUUAGUUUACAGAAUGGAACCAAAAUGUAUAAAUGUUAUGUUUGCUAAAACUUCACGAUGUAUAUUGGGUCUUUGUACAUUUUGCCUGACUUACCUUAAAUUUAAAAUAUUUUUUGCUAUAUAAACUUUAACAGUUAUUAAACAGUGUUUUCUUUUUGGGUACGUAUUGUUUCUGGAUAUCAAGAUGUUAAAUAUAUUUCUUGCUAUUGUGAUAUGACAAGAGACUUAACUUAUCUUGCUGUGUCUUCCACUUACACGCUGUAUAUAGGGGUCGACGUGACGCUGCGGGAGACAAGAAUAAACUGGACUAGAAUAGUGCAUUGUAUUUAGUCUGUAUUGAUCAUGGAUGCCCUCCUUAAUAGCCAUAUGCAAUAAAAUAAAAUACAUUAUUUAUGAAAUGAA
Messenger RNA from Galeopterus variegatus (Sunda flying lemur), 6051 nucleotides. It is a transcript of the gene IRS2, whose product is annotated as insulin receptor substrate 2. The coding region runs from base 1 to 3597 and encodes 1198 amino acids. Gene Ontology annotation, cellular component: plasma membrane; cytosol. Gene Ontology annotation, molecular function: insulin receptor binding; phosphatidylinositol 3-kinase binding. NCBI's taxonomy places the organism in Eukaryota, Metazoa, Chordata, Mammalia, Dermoptera, Cynocephalidae. Gene Ontology annotation, biological process: insulin receptor signaling pathway. The transcript is spliced from 5 exons. The record is from RefSeq and is a predicted model, not a curated record.